Molecule: messenger RNA, 1442 nt
Organism: Prorocentrum cordatum
Lineage: Eukaryota; Dinophyceae; Prorocentrales; Prorocentraceae
Source: the annotation of a GenBank genome assembly
CGGCGAUAUGCGGUCUUUAUGCAAGCAUGCUGUCUGUAAUCAAUUUUGGGCUCAAGACAAGAGCUCCUGUGUUGAGCUGAGCGAAGGAAACACCCUUUCACUAUCACACCCUGUUCGGUAGCGUUGCUACCGACCAUGGUAGCAGAGUUCCUGCUCCUGUGGGCAUCACGGCGAUAUCUUGCACUGCUCACGGUGGCAGAACACAUAUCCAGGCGUUUCAUAUUUGCAAAAACGACAAUCGUUUCGAGGUUUCUGCUCGUGACGGUGUCUGCGGUUCAGCUAAUGACAACGUUCAAGAGGUUCGAGCAGUUCGACGACACAGAUCCCGGGGUGCUUGCUUGCAGCGGGGCUCGAGGAGCCCAGGGUUCAGAACGGUUUUAACGAGAGGUCCAGGGCUAUGCCGCAUCACUGAAGAAACACAUGACAUUCUGGCGGGACCGAGGCCCUGGAGCCAUGUACGAGGCGAGGCAAAGUUGGCGGUGCAGGACUUCGGCCCUGCGGAGCUGUGGACGGAGAGUGGGUUGGCGACUCUGUUGGCGAAGCUGGCGAAGCUGGCGGAGAGUUUGCCAGUGGCGAUCCUGAAGCAGACGCCCAGGGCGUAAAAUGGACUGUUUGAGGAGAUUCGCUUCAAGACGGACAUGAGUCUGUAUCCGACGGAGUUGAGCAUGCCACAAGACGAGUUUCGGAGAGCCGACCCCGAAAGUGGGAUUCCGGACGCAACAAAAGGCUACAUUUGCGUGACAUGUAGCAGCUUGAGCCAGAGCGAGAAGUAUCGCGUCAUUGGUCUUGCGGGCUCGAGUUUGAAGCUGAGCGCAAUCCGCGCGCAUUUUAUGCGACCUGCACCAGAACAGGGAGCCACCGUCGCUACAGAGACCGAGAGGGAAGAUCGGGCGGAGGUAAUCUACGACGGUAACAGGUAUGCGAUGGUCACAGAGGCCGGCGGUCAGGAUGAGCACCAGGAGGCUGAUGAUGAAGACGAGACCUGGGCGGCAGUUGCGAAGGAGGCCGAAGCCAGCGAGGACAUGGCAGACGGAGAGUGCAACGACAGACUCCUGUGAGUUCGAAGCGGAGAUCGCCAAUGACACCGAAGGACAGGCGGCGCUCGAGGAUAUGGGCGAGACUGGCACUGAGGCGGGUGUUGCGCUGGCCACCUGCCAGGUGAGCUAGGAAAAGGUGGCCGACCUCGUCAGGGCGAGGGCGUAAGGGCAAAGGCAGAGGCACGGGGGGCCGAGGACAACGAGACUCGCCUUCGUCAGCGUUGUCAACUGGCGCGCCCGGGCUGGCCAGGUGCGACGGCUGCAAUCUGUUUGGACGCCGAGCUGGGGACCCCCCUUGUCCUGCGAUGGUUCGUUUCGGCUCGCCGCCGCACGGCGACCCGGUCGGCCGCGGCCGCCAACGGAAGGCCGACCCAAUUCGAGCGCCUGGGAGAGAUGAAGCAGGUG